AUGGAAGAAGCUGUAGAAAAAUUAAUAAAAGAACUUCAAAUCUUAGAUGUUAUAGAUGUUAAAGUUGUUAAAGAUAUACAAAAUUCUUUUAAAGUCUUCAAUGAGAUACAACCUGCGACCUUUGAAAGUUAUCAGGAAAUCGUUAAUUAUGAGAUUAAUUUCCGUAAUGUAGCAAAUAAUUUAAUCAAUGAAGGACUAAUAAGGUUUCAGGAGUCUAGGAAUUCAAAAAUUAAAGAUGAUAACCGGCAAUACUUUUCUUCCUUGAAUUCUUUAAAAUUAUUAGCUAGUAAAAUGGCUUAUUCAAAAAGAAUAGAUUUUAUACGAGAUGUGUUGAAUUCAUCUCAUAAAAAAGAAAUGUUAUUUGGUAAUAUCAUGUUUACAGAGGAAGAAAUUAAUAAACGUUACAGAAAACUCGCUUUAUAUUUCCAUCCCGAUAAGACGGGUCAACCUAAUACUCCGUAUUCCCUUCAAGGCGAGCAUAAGAAGUUAGGUGAUAGACUAUUUAGAUUUGGUCUAAAUUUUAAAGAGAGCUUUUUGGACGAAUUGAAAAAUACCUUAAAAAAUGAAGGUUGGGCUCUGCAUGAAAAAUUUGCAAACCAUCUUUGGAAAAUUACGAUUGAUUACCGUAAUGCAGCUAAAGGACAAUUGAAUAACCUAAAACUGUUAAAUAAAGAUGAUAUCAAAGAAUUAACUUCUGAAGGACUAAAGCGUCAUAGCGUGAAUUAUGGAUUAUUAGCCUAUAAGGAAUACCGAGCAGCUUGUAAAAUUGUUGAUAAAGCUAAACAACUAAAAGACCAAGUAAGAUUACGGGGAAAUAUGGCAUUAUGCUUAUAUGUAUGCAACAGAAUUUUAGAAGCUCAGUUAUUUGCUUUGUCGGCAAUUAAGUUACAAUUAAAGAAUUGUAAUGUGGUCACGCAUGAACUGAACGAGGCAAAAAAAAUAUUUGAUAAAGUAAGAAGUAGGAAUGCAACGGAAGAACCAUCUACGGAGAUUAAACUGAAUUAUAACUUUGAUAACACGCAAGCUCUAGUGAAAUUAGAUCGACAGAUUUCCUUUUUUGAAAAAAAUUCUCAACAACGGUUAAUUGACGACGAUAUAAAUAAAAUAAUGACAGAUUUAAUGCUCAAUGCAAACCGCAGUUUGGUUCGCUAUGAAAUACCUGAAGAAGAAAUCUUACAAGUCCAAAAUCAUGCUGUUCAGUAUAAAAUAGCUGGUUUAGCAAAAAUUGCUUUCGGAAUUCAUGUAUUUGUGAGCCCAUUUGCGGCCCUAGUUAUGGGCCCAAUUGGAUUAUUGACCAUUGGUUUGGGAAUAUGGGCCGGUAGCAAUUUAUGGAAUAAAGGCGUCGAACAGAUAAAAGUUCCAGAAAUUCUUGAAAAGCUUAAUGAUAUAAUGAGGAACGCAAUGAAAGCUUAUGAUGAUGACGAUCAUCAGAAGUUUAUCGACAUUCUUUCUAAGGAAUAUGACAAAGAUACCAGACUUUUAAACUUAAAGGAUCGUUCAGAUGCGAUUAAUCCUAAAGAAAUAGUUAAAGCACUUUUAAGCCAAGGAUUUAGACCGGAUGGUGUUUCCUAUUUAUUAAUUUUGCUAGGAGAGGUCUUGAAUGUUGGGAAAAUAGAAAUUAAAGGAAAAACAACAAAUGAACUAAAAAUGUUAGCGAAGACAGUUUAUGCUGGUGUGGAGGAUCCAAAACUUUAUGAGGAGGCUACAAAGCUAGAUAACCGCAUUCAAGCAUUACGAGAAAUUAACCUUGCAAUUUUUGAUAUAAUAGAUGGUGGUAAGGAAGAAUUUGAACGAGCUAUCGAAACUAUUAAGACAAUUCGAGAUAAGUGUCGUCAUAUUUCUGAAUUGCGCUUAGAAAUUUUGGAAGAUUUCUUGUGGGUCAUUUGUAGCGAAGAAAUACCUCAGGAAUCGUUGGAAUCACCUAAAAUCACUUUAACCGCAGAACCAAUUUGA
Funneliformis caledonium is the source of this 1953-nucleotide messenger RNA. The record is from the annotation of a GenBank genome assembly. Lineage: Eukaryota; Fungi; Glomeromycota; Glomeromycetes; Glomerales; Glomeraceae.